AUGGGAAAACAUCGUCAUAAGAAAUCAUUUUAUGAUGUAGAUGAAGAUGAUCUAGAAUCAUCACGUAGACAUCAUCAUCAUCGUCGUCGCCGUCGUCAUUCAAGUGAAAAACAAGAUGAAACCAAACAACGAGUACCAUCAAUGUUAUCAUUUAAUAAUAGUAAAAAUUAUGAUGAUGAAUCGGCUUUACAAUCACCACCUAUCAAAAGACAACGAUCAUCACCAUCAUCAUCAAAUAAUCCACAAUCAGCAUCGAAAGUUUUAUCACAACUUAUUGAAAAUCCAGAAUUUCUCGCAAAUGCUGGUCCUAAAGCAAGAGAAUUUGCUGAAACAGCUAGGCAAUUACUUGCUAAACCUAAUCUGGAUCCAACGACACAACAAAUUAUUUGUGCGAUGGCUCAGGCAGCAGUAAACGUUGGUAAACGACUUAGUUUUUCGUCAUUAGUACCUGCUGAUCAAUGUGUCGAUGAAACAACUGUUACAAAUAGUACAACAUACUCAUCAUCUGCUCUUCUUUCUCCAACAUUAUCGAAUACAAGUAGUUCAUCAACAUCUACUACUCCUCAACAACAAUCUCAUUCUAUUCUAUCAUAUGAAGAGAAGAAAACAUCAACAGAAGCUGAAACUGAUGAAGAUAUUCUUAUUAAACAAAUGAUUGGACGUGCAAUGAAAUUGACACAACAAGGUGAUACUCGUCAUGCACAACAUUUACUUGGUAUUAUACAUGAAAAAUUAUCAAAUAAACGAAAACGAGAUGCAGCUACUGCUUCUGCGUCUUCCAAUAGUAAUGAUAAUGAAAAACUUAAAAUGCCAUUAUCUAAUGAUUUUUAUUCAUUACCAUCAUUAUUAGAUGAAGAAAUAAAAAAUCAUAAUAAUAAUAAAAUAUCACCUUCCGAAUCUGAACAGUCGAAUGAUUAUCAAAAUACAAAUUACUUUUCAUAUCCACCCCCACCUCCACUUCCACCACCGCCACCACCACCUCCGCCGCCAUCAUCAGAUAUAAAUUCAACAGAAUCAGUACCAAUUACAGUAUCACGUAUUGAACAAGUGCAAGAACUUUUAUCCAAUCCAUCGGAAGUACAAGAUAUUCUAAAGAAAUUAUUUUCUACGAAUGAAAAUCCAAAAUUCUCUCCACCAGAAGAAUAUCAAAUGCAAUCUCAUUUAAUUUCACCAUCAUCAUUUUAUUCUCAUCCUUCUGCUCCAUUUAAUAAUACUACAAUUUAUCCGCCAUCAUCUUGUUUAAAUAAUCAACAUCAACCAUUACGAGUACUACCACCAUCACAACCAUCUACACCAAUAGUCGGUCCCCAGCCUUAUAAUUCUUCACUUGCAUUUAUGCAGGGUAAUCGACGUAAUUUACCGCCUUUACAAACACCUGAUCGAUGUUUCUCAUCUUCAAAUAAUAAAAACAAUAAUCAAUUACAACAACAACCCAAUCGAUCUUUUUCAUAUUCAUCAUCAUCAUCAGCAGCAGCACCAUCAAAUAAUAAUGGAAUUAUGCCGUUCCUUGCUAAUCCAGCUCCGCCACCGCUGAGUGCGCCACCUUUAAUGAAGGUUAAUCCAUCAUUUCAAUUUCCAUCAUCAAUAUCCACCCCUUACGAAAUGAAUUCAUCACGUUGGUCAAAUACCAAUGAACAACAGCAACGAGGUUUUCAUCCAUUUUGGUGUGCUACAUGUGCACUUGGGUUUCCUCAUCAAAUUGCUUAUCAAGAACAUUUAGGAAGUCAUAUUCUAUGUAAUGUUCCCGGUUGUUCAUAUACAGCAUCAGAACAGCUUGUUCGAAUUCAUUAUCAAAAUAUUCAUGAAAAUAAUGCACGUAGUCGAAUAAAUAAUAAUAUACCGUAUCAAACACGACCAAUACAACAAUCAUUAGAACCACCAUGGUCAUUUAUGCGGAUGUAA
Adineta steineri is the source of this 1902-nucleotide messenger RNA. The record is from the annotation of a GenBank genome assembly. NCBI's taxonomy places the organism in Eukaryota, Metazoa, Rotifera, Eurotatoria, Adinetida, Adinetidae.